Molecule: messenger RNA, 1547 nt
Organism: Psylliodes chrysocephalus
Lineage: Eukaryota; Metazoa; Arthropoda; Insecta; Coleoptera; Chrysomelidae
Source: the annotation of a GenBank genome assembly
AUCGGUUCUGCAGGCUCACCUUUCCCGAGUUUCUCUCGAGGAUGCGUAGUAGGCCGAGCCAGAUAUAUGAAAAUCGUCGGCCGGGUUUUCCGAUUUUCAGUUACAUUUCAGCAGUUCAGCAAGUUUGGUGACGUCUAACACGAAUGAUGGGACUGCGCCAUGCCUUCGUUGCCUCCUUCGACUUGUUAAUUGUUGCUUCGACGCUUGUUGCUUUUUCCGCUGGUAUUCCCACUUCUUUGGUCGAAGAGAUCAAGUCCAGCGAAAUAAGAAAUAAUAAAGUUAAGAGGGCACACCCGCCAGAUUUAAUAAAUACUGAAAGCAGCGAUGGAGAUAUUCCAUAUUUUAACAAGCCAACAGCCAUAAAACGAGGAGCUAAUCUGGAGCCAAAAUCUCUACCAGAUCUCCAGUGGGAACAGGAGCAAGCGGAUUUCAUCAACAGAAAUACAUUACCGAAUGUCUCAUCCAGCUUAUUCCGGUAUCCUGAUAGUUCCUCCUUUGAUGAGGACAAAACGCUUAGCGAAUAUGAAAAGGGAUACAGAUACGGGACUAGUAAAGAUAGUCUUGAUGAAGCUCUUGAGAAUGCAGUAUUGAAAUCUGAGCUGUACGGUGAUCCUGCCGCUUUAAAUCAAUACCGGUAUUACGGAGCCGAGGCCGCUAAAAGAAGAAGAAGACGCGACGCCAAGAAAUUAAGAUUACAACAACGCUUAAAAAGAGAAGUAGAACUAUCCCCAGAAGAGAUUCUCGCUUUGUUGUCUCUCUACGAAGCCAACCAGCGUCAACAUCAACUUCCGGCAAGCGAAAACUACCGCCACCCAUGGACCAGAUUUGAACCGAAUGUAGAUUCUGAAGUUGAUGAUGACGAAAAUUGGUUAGAUACUCCCGUGUUUCCAUACGCCAGUGGAUACGAUAAAGAAGCUGGACCGAAAUACUAUUAUGAAAAUGAAAUAAACGGACCACAUAUGGAGUUGGAGGAUAAAGAGAGAUGGAGAGGGUAUGGAGUUGAUCCUAGAAAUAAAAGAUUUAUGGUUACUAAAAGAAGAAGUAUGGAUCCAACCAGGGAACUGAGAUAUUUAAAUGGACCCAACAAAAACGACUUUUAUACAUUGUCUCAACUUCUAAACAACCAAAAGAGCUCAGAAGGAAUGCCGGUAUACCGUCGAUUAGUUUUGUAAGGAAAUUAAUAUAUUGAGCGUCAUAUCAGAGAUCUGAAGAAUGGUACCCUUCUUUUUAUCUAUAUAAGAUUUUAUUGUUCUAGACUCAAAAACAUAAAUUUAUUGUAUGUUAUUAUUAUAUUGGUGUAUAUUUUUUGAAGUAAAUUAUAUAAAUGGCAGUCAGUAUAAUAUAAGUGCGAAAUAAUUAAUUAAUGUACUAUACAUGUUGUACUUAUUAAAGAUAUAAUAAUAAAUUGUGCAUCAUUGCCACUAUUCAUUAUUUAGUUCUCAACCUGCAUAUUUUUGAAAGCAUGCUAAAAUUAAAAAACAAAAAGUAAUCCCAGAAACAUGUUAGAUUAUAGAUUGUACAAUAUUAUUGACUUAUCUAUAUACUGU